AUGGUAGAUAUCGUCAAGCGAUGUAUAAAUCCACAACUUCGUAAGUAAGCUGUAUCGCCAAUAUCUACUUUUACUAAAAUAGAUCCCCAGCUCAGAUUACCCCUUUGAUGAUCGAUGAAAUCACAUAUUCGUUCAAUAAGCAAAUGGGUGAUUCAAUGGGUAACCUUCCGCGUAGGAACGUGGGCGGAUAAAGCUUACAUUGUCUACAGGUUGGAAAGGAGUUAACGCAAUGGGUUUCUUUGGCGGAAUCAGCCAUCGAGUAGCAUCGCGAAUAUUCGUGGGCGAGGAACUCUGCCAGGACGAAAGGUUCUUGGAAACAUCACAAAGCUUCCUGAACUCCAUUUUCAUGACCGCACUCGUCAUAGUCAAGCUUCCCUUGGGUCCUUUUAGGCAAUUGUUUUGCUGGCCGUUGUCCCGCGUUCAUGCAUGGAGACUAAGAAAAGCCGCAAAGCUUUUGCUGCCAGAAGUGAAAAAGCGGAUGCAGCUCAGGAUGGACAAAUGCAAGACAGCUGCACAUAAACUUGAUGCAAUAGAGUGGACGCUGGACUUUCCAGCUUCAACACCAUUCAAUGAUACACCGGAGCAGAUAACAACUGAGUUGCUCUAUGGUCUAUGGGCGGGUAGCUCUGUACCUGGUGGUAUGUUAACAGAAAUUGUCUACCAACUUUUAUUACUACCAUAA
Messenger RNA from Hymenoscyphus albidus, 682 nucleotides. The record is from the annotation of a GenBank genome assembly. NCBI's taxonomy places the organism in Eukaryota, Fungi, Ascomycota, Leotiomycetes, Helotiales, Helotiaceae.